Vitis vinifera (wine grape) is the source of this 1091-nucleotide messenger RNA. RefSeq names its product single-stranded DNA-binding protein WHY1, chloroplastic. Lineage: Eukaryota; Viridiplantae; Streptophyta; Magnoliopsida; Vitales; Vitaceae. The coding region runs from base 112 to 918 and encodes 268 amino acids. The transcript has 7 exons. The record is from RefSeq and is a predicted model, not a curated record. Gene Ontology annotation, biological process: defense response; regulation of DNA-templated transcription. Gene Ontology annotation, molecular function: single-stranded DNA binding.
AUAAGAAACGGCAGCGUGCCUCAGGGCAUCGUCAGCAGCCUCAUUGCUUCAAAGUUAAAAGCUCUAUCUUCCGAAGCGAAAUUGGGGGUUAAGAAGAAUAGAGGCGGAAGAAUGCAUCACCUGCACCUGCUUUCUUCCUCAUUCACCAUCCAAAACCCUAGAUUAUGCCCUAAUCACUCCCUUUCCUCGCUCCACUCCUCCUCACCCUUGAGCUUCACUUCACGAACUCCUCUUCUGCUUUCCACAACCAGGCACUUCCGUAAAAAGCGCUCAUUGCAAUGUCGCCAGUCGGAUUACUUUCAACAGCAGAACAUCACUCGCAGACAACCUCCAAAUGACUCUUCUUUUGGAGGAGCUUUGCAGCCUAGGGUUUUUGUUGGUCAUUCGAUAUACAAAGGGAAAGCUGCUCUUACGGUAGAGCCCAAAGCCCCGGAGUUUACGCCUUUAGAUUCAGGGGCAUUUAAAGUGUCCAAAGAAGGUUUUGUGCUGCUCCAGUUUGCUCCUGCUGCAGGUGUUCGACAAUAUGAUUGGGGCAGAAAGCAGGUGUUCUCAUUAUCUGUGACUGAAAUUGGAAGUCUUAUUAGCCUUGGUGCAAGAGAGUCAUGCGAAUUUUUUCAUGAUCCUUUUAAAGGAAGAAGUGAGGAAGGUAAGGUCCGGAAGGUGUUGAAGGUAGAGCCGCUCCCAGAUGGCUCUGGUCAUUUCUUCAAUCUCAGUGUUCAAAACAAGCUUUUGAAUAUGGAUGAGAACAUUUAUAUCCCUGUCACCAGAGCAGAAUUUGCUGUGCUCAUCUCAGCUUUUAAUUUCAUUGUGCCAUAUCUUUUAGGCUGGCAUGCCUAUGCGAACUCCAUCAAGCCAGAUGAUACAAGUCGUGUGAAUAAUGCUAAUCCGAGAUCUGGGGACUUUGAAUGGAGCAGAUAGUAAACACUGGUACUUCUAAAGCAUGGACUGGGAAAUGGUGUUUUGAUAUCUUCCAACCUUUUUAUAGGGAAAAUCCUCCCAAAAAUUUUGGCGGUUUUCUGUGUAUGCCUAUAUUGUAUGGAAUGAUAAAGAUAGAUUAAAGAAUGGAAUAGAACAGACAGGUUAACCAGACA